Nakaseomyces glabratus is the source of this 2016-nucleotide messenger RNA. Its product is annotated as RNA-binding protein. NCBI's taxonomy places the organism in Eukaryota, Fungi, Ascomycota, Saccharomycetes, Saccharomycetales, Saccharomycetaceae. The record is from RefSeq and is a predicted model, not a curated record. Gene Ontology annotation, molecular function: RNA binding.
AUGGAAACCACUUCUCGAAAUAGUUCGACGGAUAGUCAGAAUCACGAUACAAAUGUGAAUGUUGCUAUUCCAUUUGCUCCAAACUUUGCCACGAGCGCGUCACAACAAAAAGGCAGUCAGCAGACCUCUCCCUUUGCGAUAACCUCCAUGCUUCAUGACCUCUCCAUCGCAACACCUGGAGUGACGUCAGGUCCUACUUCUGAUAUCUCUACAAACAAGAACUCUGGCAGUUUAGUUGAUAGUUUGUUAGCUGAUAUCGGACAUGGUCCAUAUUUGCUGAAGAUUGGCCAGAUACCAGAAGACCUUACUGAAAGGGAAAGUCAUUUGAUAUUCUCUCUAGCAGAUGGUAUUGAGUCUGUGAGACUUGUAGAUGACAAAGAUGGCAAGGAAGUUGAAAAAGAACACAAAAGUAAUGUUUCAGAGCCAGGGAAACGCAUUGAGGCUACGAUGAAAAAUCUCAGAUUGCUAGCUCAAUAUGCUACGAUAUUGAGCAGGAAGGAUACCUUGUUUGGACCGCAACAGUCGAAAAAAUGCACUAUUGAAGCUAUUGAUCAGGAAAGCAAUAAGAGUAUUGACUUAGAAUUGUUGAAGCAAGUAUUUGAAGCGCACAAAUCCAUGCAUCCUGAGCAUAAAAAUGAAAGUAUAGGUCAACGCCAUUCGAGAUUUUCAUUUAAUGAUCCAUUUAGUUCAGAAGGAGUGAACUCAUCAUUGGUUUUCCAGACCAAUCAAUCAAACCAAUCUAGCAACCCAGCUACACAACUAAGUGGUAUAUCUGAAAACCCAGUCCCAAUUGAAAGCACAAUUCAUCAAUCUAAUAGAGCUAACUCAUUCUUGGUCAGGGAGAACAAUGAUAUCAAUGAAAGUAUAUGGAAUGACAAUGGGAUUAACAACAGUCUAAAUGGCCUAGUAGCAUCUUCACAACCACAAACACCAUCUGUUGAUUGGACAGGCCAAAAUGAUAGAAAGAAAUCUGCAGCAUUCUAUUUCCCAAAUAAUCCUUCUCAAGCAAAUGUUAUGCCAGCUCCAACAGGAGCCAAACAAACACAAGUUGGUUUGGCCAGCCAGCUACCAUCGGGUGAACUUGGCCAACAAAUGCAAAUCAACACCAAUAUGGGAAUGCCAAAUGCUAGUCAACCAUUUGCUUCGUCUACCUCGUUGUCAUCAUUUAAUGUGGUACCUCAACUUCAUGGUGAUGGUCAAUCAUUUGUCAAUCCAAUAACAGCAUCAGAUUUGAAUAUUGGUGUCCAUGAUGGCAGUCGAUUUACCCCAUUUAAUCCAGUUGGUCAGACACCAACAUUAAGUAUGCAGAAUAAUCAAGUCACGACCGAAAACGCUCAAUUGCCUCUCAUGCAAGGUAACACUGCUCAUAAAAUGGGACCAUCUAGAAUCACUUCACAAAGAAAUGCGCUAUCAUCAAAUAUGAUUCCCAAAGUAGGCAAUGUGAACUCUAGUAACAUGGGUAUGACAUCAGAGGCUCAAUUCAACAAGCAGAGUGGUCUAAACUCGACUGCUUCAAGUACGAGUAAUAUUGCAAACAUACCAGGUAGCAACAAUAUUUCUCAGGCAGAUUUAUCUCUGCUUGCAAGAAUCCCACCUCCUGCCAACCCUGCGGAUCAAAAUCCUCCUUGUAAUACACUGUAUGUUGGUAAUCUGCCAUCAGAUGCUACCGAGCAAGAAUUGAGACAAUUGUUUUCGAACCAGUUUGGUUUUAGGAGGUUGUCUUUCCGCAAUAAGAAUGCUAAUGGCACUGGUCACGGUCAUGGACCUAUGUGCUUUGUCGAAUUCGAUGAUGUUAGUUGCGCUACUAGAGCACUUGUAGAGUUAUAUGGUAGCCAAUUGCCUCGUGCAACUGUUAAUACUAAAGGAGGUAUACGUUUGAGUUUCUCUAAGAAUCCAUUGGGAGUAAGGGGACCUACAAAUAGAAGAAAUACGAAUACAUCAUCUACUAAUGUUUCAAGUAAUAAUUUAGGAUCGACUCAGGGCCAAAACUCAGGGAUAGUAUACAAUAAGCCAUGA